AUGGCGGCGAUAACGAGGAACCAAUCCCGUGGGCAGCUGCUGCAUUUCAUUGUGUUUCCCAUGAUGGCGCAAAGCCAUAUGCUCCCCGUGAUCGAUGUUGCCAGGAUGCUAGCACGCUGUGACGGCGUCAUGGUUACCAUCCUCACCACCCCCGUCAACGCCGACCGCUUCCGCUCCAUGCUCCACCGCGACCGCCAACGCGGCUUCGACAUCCGGGAGCUGGAGCUCCGGUUUCCCUGCAAAGAAGCCGGGUUGCCGGAAGGCUGCGAGAACGCCGACUUGGUCCCCAAAGGGAAAAACCUCGACAUGAACUUUCUCGCCGCCGUCGGCAUGCUGCGCCCCCAGGUGGAGGAGGCGAUGAAGCGGUGCGAGCCGCCGGCGAGCUGCAUAGUCUCCGACAUGCUGCUGACGUGGACCGCGGAGAUCGCGGAGGGGCUUAACAUCCCCAGGAUUGUGUUCAACGUCUCGUCUUGUUUCUCCUACUGCUGCGCUAACAAAAUAACGGAUUCCGGGAUUCUCGGGGGAGUGAAAUCCGAAACGGAGAUGUUCACUGUCCCCGACGUACCGCACAACGUACAAGUUUGCAAAGCACAGGUCAAAGGCGUCGCGUUUGACCCCACUGUUUUGAACAGCGAUAUCGCGAAACUGGUGGCGGAAAAGCUCCGGCAGACGGUGAACGCCGCGUACGGCGCCAUUGUCAAUAGCUUCGAUGAACUGGAGCCGGAUUAUGUUGAGAUGUACGGAGGGAGAGUGUGGUGCGUGGGCCCCGUGUGGUUAUGCAAUCAAGAACACGAAGACCAGGCGCUGAGAGGUAGUGCCACGUCGGCAGCAGCCGACAAGAAGAAUGAUGACGACGUAGUGAUGAAGUGGCUGGACUUGCAGGAGGCAGGAUCGACGAUAUAUGUUAGCCUGGGAAGUUUCGCUAGGCUCACGCCACGUCAGAUGACGGAACUGGCUGUAGGUUUGGAGUCUUCGAAACGGCCGUUUAUUUGGGUGUUGGGGAAGAAAGACAUGCAUCUUGAUGCGUUUGAGGAUUGGAACGUGAGCACCGGGUUCGAGGAAAGGAACAAAGGGAGAGGGGUGCUGAUCCGGGAGUGGGCCCCGCAGUUGCUCAUCCUGCAGCACCCCUCGGUCGGAGGAUUCUUGACACACUGCGGGUGGAAUUCGGUAAUGGAAGCCGUCUCUUUCGGGGUGCCAAUGCUGACAUGGCCACUGUUUGCUGAACAGUUUUUGAACGAGAAGCUGGUGGUGGAAGUGCUCGGAAUUGGGGUGAGCCUAGGGGUGAAUGUGCCGGUUAAUUGGGAUGGGAGUGAAGACAAGGAGAACAUAGUAGUGGCGAAGUAUGAGGAGAUCAAGGAAGGCAUAGAUAAGCUAAUGGAUAAAGAAGCAGGGAAGGAGAGGAGGAGGAAAGUGAAAGAGUUGGGAGAAAAGGCUAAGAAGGCAGUCCAAAAAGGUGGUUCUUCUCAUUGCAACUUGAUGGCUUUAAUUCAAGCAGUUUCCGCGUUUGGCGCUACAAAGAUAUGA
Molecule: messenger RNA, 1524 nt
Organism: Ipomoea nil (Japanese morning glory)
Lineage: Eukaryota; Viridiplantae; Streptophyta; Magnoliopsida; Solanales; Convolvulaceae
Product: UDP-glycosyltransferase 73C3-like
Exons: 1
Coding region: 1-1524 (507 amino acids)
Molecular function (GO): UDP-glycosyltransferase activity
Source: RefSeq, a predicted model, not a curated record